UAAUCUCAUUGCCUGAAAACCUUGUCUUGUAUUUCAUUUUAGAAUAAAAUAAAUAGUUUAUUAGAGAAUAAUGGCGAAGGAGAAGAAAACACAACCAGAUGGGAAAAAAAGAUCGCCAUCCGUUGUUAAACGACUGUUAAGUUUUUUAUGGAAAGUUUGUAUCUCAAUAUUUUGGUUUGUAUGGAUGUUCCUAACAAUACUUCUUGUUGGCUACAUAUUAAUAUCUGGUCUGGUCAUUUACUCAACUGAGUUAAAAAUGGAAUUUAUAUUUUUCAACAGAGUACGAGGCCCGUGGUUUGGUAAUAUUUCUGCUUGUGGAGACUUUGGGGUAGUUAAAUGUGAGAAUAUCUUUCUUGACGGACCAAGUGGAAAGUUGGGCUCUUGGUUUAUAUCUCCUGCGUCAAGACAAUACAUCACAAAGGAGGCUUAUAUAUUAUAUCUACAUGGUAACAUGGCAUCUAGAGCUUUUGAUCACCGUGUACAAUUAUACAAGAGACUAUCAAAAAUGGGUUAUCAUAUCUUAGCUAUUGAUUACAGAGGGUUCGGCGAUUCCGAAGGAUGGCCAACUGAACAAGGUCUUGUUGAGGAUAGUAAGGUAGCUUAUCAAUUUUUAUUGGAGAAAGCUCGUGGUCUUCCAAUUUACAUUUGGGGACACUCGCUUGGUUCUGCUGUUGCAGUUCAACUCGCUGCCUGGUUAAAUUCAGAACAUUCUCAGCUAAAUGGAGUGUUCUUGGAAGCGCCGUUCAAUAACAUUACUGAUGGAAUAAAGUAUAGUCCUUUAGCAGCUCCAUUACGACAAUUUCUUCCAAACGUGGAGCAAUAUUUCGAUGACGUCAGAAAUGUAUUUCGGAGUACCCACUGGAUCACCAAGGUGACAUCGCCAAUUCUAAUGCUACACGAUAAAAAAGAUCACAUUCUAAAUAUAAAUCUAGGACGAAAGCUACAUCUAGCUGCUAAAUCAGUUGGUACUACAAACGUAAAGUUUAUUGAGUUAGAUGAAGACUUAUAUCACAAUGAUAUAUAUCGCGCGAAAAAUCUAAAACACAUUGUCAGUGACUUCGUUUUAAACACGUCAUAGAAUGCUGCAAAGGUUUUUUUUAUUUGUUAGUAUACUAGCUAUAUUUUAAAAUUUUGUAACAUUAUUUGAAAGAUAACGUUUUUACA
This is a messenger RNA of Hydractinia symbiolongicarpus, 1164 nucleotides long. Its product is annotated as lysophosphatidylserine lipase ABHD12-like. Lineage: Eukaryota; Metazoa; Cnidaria; Hydrozoa; Anthoathecata; Hydractiniidae. The record is from RefSeq and is a predicted model, not a curated record. Gene Ontology annotation, biological process: phosphatidylserine catabolic process; monoacylglycerol catabolic process. Gene Ontology annotation, cellular component: endoplasmic reticulum membrane. The transcript has 14 exons. The coding region runs from base 71 to 1078 and encodes 335 amino acids. Gene Ontology annotation, molecular function: monoacylglycerol lipase activity; phosphatidylcholine lysophospholipase A1 activity.